Mizuhopecten yessoensis (Yesso scallop) is the source of this 837-nucleotide messenger RNA. RefSeq names its product calphotin-like. NCBI's taxonomy places the organism in Eukaryota, Metazoa, Mollusca, Bivalvia, Pectinida, Pectinidae. Bases 1 to 837 code for a protein of 278 amino acids. The transcript is spliced from 3 exons. The record is from RefSeq and is a predicted model, not a curated record.
AUGUCGCCCAUAGAGAUUAAAUCGACAAACUCGAGCGACAAUACCUGUCAAGGUUGUGGUACCGGUGGCGACAAUACCUGUCAAGGUAGUGGUACCGGUGGUGACAAUACCUGUCAAGGUAUUGGUACCGGUGGCGACAAUACCUGUCAAAGUAGUGGUACCGGUGGCGACAAUUGUGUAGUGGUACCGGUGGCGACAAUACCUGUCAAGGUAGUGGUACCGGUGGUGACAAUACCUGUCAAGGUAUUGGUACCGGUGGCGACAAUACCUGUCAAAGUAGUGGUACCGGUGGCGACAAUACCUGUCAAGGUAGGGGUACCGGUGGCGACAAUACCUGUCAAGGGAGUGGUACCGGUGGUGACAAUACCUGUCAAGGUAGUGGUACCGGUGGCGACAAUACCUGUCGAGGUGGUGGUACCGGUGGCGACAAUACCUGUCAAGGUGGAUGUACCGGUGGCGACAAUACCUGUCAAGGUAGGGGAACCGGUGGCGACAAUACCUGUCAAAGUAGUGGUACCAGUGGCGACAAUUCCUGUCAAGGUAGUGGUACCGGUGGCGACAAUACCUGUCAAGGUAGGGGGACCGGUGGCGACAAUACCUGUCAAAGUAGUGGUACCAGUGGCGACAAUACCUGUCAAGGUAGGGGUACCGGUGGCGACAAUACCUGUCAAAGUAGUGGUACCAGUGAACUGUAUUACCGAGUCAAGCAUGAAUCUCGGCUCCAUCGUACGUAUCCUUCUGGACUCCUCCACGACCAGUCUCAACUGUUCGUCUGCCUCCGAAGGAGACUGGGACCAGGGACGUCCCGAUUGGGGAACUACAUACAACGUCAUUUGA